Notolabrus celidotus (New Zealand spotty) is the source of this 1375-nucleotide messenger RNA. It is a transcript of the gene pttg1ipb, whose product is annotated as PTTG1 interacting protein b. The transcript has 7 exons. Bases 104 to 649 code for a protein of 181 amino acids. The record is from RefSeq and is a predicted model, not a curated record. Gene Ontology annotation, cellular component: nucleus; cytoplasm. Gene Ontology annotation, biological process: protein import into nucleus. NCBI's taxonomy places the organism in Eukaryota, Metazoa, Chordata, Actinopteri, Labriformes, Labridae.
AGCCUCAGGAGCUGAUGACGUCAGACCUCGUUGACUGGAGAUCCUCCCUUCAGUCCGACUCUUCAAAAACCUUAUUCUCUUCAUCGUUGUUUCUGUGCAGUCGAUGAUUUCCUGUAGUUUCACCAUGCCAGGGGUUUGCAGAGGGUCGGUUUUUGCCAUUGCCUUAAUUUCGUACAGUUUGUUGUUAACGACAGAGGCGCAGACAACGACUCCUUCUCCAGCAAUCCCCUGUGCCUUGAGAUCCAACACAAGCUGUGAUGAAUGUCUGAAGAAUGUGACAUGUUUGUGGUGCACACCAACGCAACAAUGCAUCGACUACCCAACGAGGAACAUCCUGCCCCCAAGCAGUGUGUGUCCCCUGAGUGAGGCACGGUGGGGGCUAUGUUGGGUAAACUUCCAGAUUCUGAUCAUCACCAUGUCAGUGCUGGCUGGGGUCAUCAUCAUCGCCAUUCUUGUUUGCAUCUGCUGCUGCUGCAAGUGUGAGCGAGCCGGGAAUAAGAAAGAAGACGCAAAGAUUGAGCGACAGACUCGAGCAAGGAAGGCCCGUCAGAAAGAGAGGAGAACAGAAAUGCAGCUGAGGCAUGAUGAAAUCAGAAACAAAUAUGGUUUGGCAAAGGAUAAUCCAUACGCCCGUAUGGACGAUCAUUAAGAAGAAUCUCAGCAAUGAUUCCUGGAAGAAAUCUCCUUUAGAUGAUCUGAUUUACACCAGUAACAGUGAGAAACAUGCGUAGCAUAUUAUAAACUGUGAUUACCUGAAUUUCAAAAAGUCAGUGUUUGCCAAAAUAUGUGACAAAGGGAGUCAGAAAUUACUUUGAUGAGAGUACAACACAUUCAAAACUGCCUUUACACCUAAUAUUUCACUUUUACACACAAUAGCUCUGCUGUUAUUAGAUUAAUAGUUAUUAUGCCUUGAUUUUAAUGUAAAUAUUUAGGUACAUGUGGUCAGUACACUUACUUCUUUUCUGAACGUGGAACUAACCUAUAAGUGCUAGUGUCACAAAAACAUUUUUGUAUCAUGACAUGAAAACACAGAUUUUUUUUGCACUAAAUACAGUAUUGUAUAAUUCCUACAACUUACGUGCUGAUUGGUGCUUGUGGUGCUUCGUUAAUAAGUAGCAUUUUACUUUUGAUUUUGGAAUUAUUUUGUUAUAUUUCUCUUGAUUCUCAUUUAUGUCUAAUGUAAAACAUGUAUUUUCUAUACGGUUGUUUACUACAUGUGACAUUCUAAAGGUUAUUUUCUAAGUUGUCUUUGGUUAGAUGUCAAAGUUUGAAAUUAUUUUAGACCUUUGUCUCAUAAAAGACAUAAUUGUUCACAAACUAAAUGAGCAGCUGUUAAAAAAAGUGAUUAUUUCAAAAAUAAAAUUUCGAAUGCUUA